Anopheles funestus (African malaria mosquito) is the source of this 1132-nucleotide messenger RNA. RefSeq lists its product as uncharacterized. The transcript has 3 exons. Lineage: Eukaryota; Metazoa; Arthropoda; Insecta; Diptera; Culicidae. The record is from RefSeq and is a predicted model, not a curated record. The coding region runs from base 327 to 851 and encodes 174 amino acids.
GAGAGUAUGCUGAUGUGUGAUACCGAAGGCUCUUCCGCUUUCUCGGUCAAGAUCAAUACGAAACGUUUUCGCCCACUUUCACAAGCAGUCAUCCAAUGCUACACACAAUAACUCCAAACGCGGGAGAGGAGGAACCUUAUCAGCAAGCUGACCUCCGCACUGCUCGUCGGCCGAAUCCAACAAAACACACUCGGAAUGUGAUUAUUCGUCCGUUAGUGCUUGUAGUGCGCAGUGUGCGGCGCUCCUUGGGAAACAAAACUAUUGUGCUAUAAAAAGAAAAUCACUUUUAAAUACAAACUUUGCCUUAGCGCUUUGCCAAAACAAAAAUGGAGCGAUAUUUACGAUUUUACAUAAAAUUUCAAGGAUACAUGAUCGGUGGUUUCACACUGCUGUUGUCGAUAUUAUUAACGUUUGUGAUAUUCGAAUCGAACGAAAUGUACUAUCCGAUGGAGUUUUAUUAUAACUUCCGCUUCAUGGGCAGUACGGCGCUAGUGCUGGGAAUAUUCUGGUUUAUAGCUGCAGUGGCCUUCCUGUACGGUGUACAUCGGGAAAUCAAGCAAUGUUUGCUACCAUUCGCGCUGCUGUAUCUGCUCGAUUUGUUUCUGCUUGCCAUCAGGGAUAUUGUGAUGAUUUGGCACGAUCGUCGCUGGUACACGAUGGUGUUUGUGAACAUACCGUCGUUAAUAGCAGUGCUGUACAUCACUUGCUACUUGUUCAUGACGCUGAUCGCUCUGGCUCGUUUGUUUAGCACCGAUCCGAAGCCGCAAGCGGGUGAUAAUUUUGUACGGUUCAACAACGGCAUCACGAACCCAGUCGCAAUGGAAGAGGAAGCUGCGCUGGUGGCGGAAUAACCAGCGCCCCUUUCGCUAUGCUCGCUUGCGUUUGUUUCUGUGGUGUGUGCUAUCAAUGUAUUGUGUAUGCUUAGCUCAAACUCAUGUAUCAGUAGUUAUAGUCUAAUCUUUCAUGUUCCCGCGUUAUCAUCGUGUAGAAAGCUUUGUUUGUGAUUGAUUCUAUAGAACUGUUUAGUUUAAAUAACAAAUGAGCCACAUUUCCUGAUAAUGCACCGAGUGUCGUUUGUCAUACACCAAAACUAUUAUAAUUUUAGUAAUAAAGUGCAUAAAGUGCUAUCAUA